CGCCGCUGACCCGCCCUCCCAUUGAGAAAAAAUACUUACAGACAGGUUGCGAGGCAGGCAGAGGCGGGCAGGUAUCCUUUGAAUCAGCUAGCCUUUCCGCGCAGUGCACAGACAGGACAGUCCUUCCUAAUUAUUCUUGCCUGGCUCAACUUCCGCUCGUCACCCUACAUGUUAUAACUCGAAAAGUUCUCCUAGCAAAACCUCUUGUCUGUCAGUCUCACAAACUCACGACCAACCAGUCCGCCUCGUGGGGAAAUCCCUCUGCCCCUCCAAAAAAUCAAGCCACGGCCUGCCCCCGAUACGCAGCGAUUGGAGUCCACCCCGCGCUAAAAUAUUCAGCUGCGGCACCUACAGCCCACCGCCAGCAGCACUGCACUGCACUGCAUACCAGCCCAGCCCACGGCCCAAGCCAGAGGCCCGAGACCAGUCGCAGUCGUACGACCUCAGCAAGCAAGGUACAUAGAUACUCCGGUGAAGAAAGGGGGCGUCUCCCGACCUUUUCCUCCACCAUGUCAACCAUGUCCAACGAGAUCAAGCUGCUCAGUGGGAAUUCCCACCCCAUCCUGGCGCGGCUUGUGGCCGACCGGCUGGGAAUAGAGAUCGCGAAGACCAUGAGUCUGAACUACUCGAAUCAAGAGACGAGUGUCACAGUCGGAGAGUCCGUACGAGACGAGGAUGUCUUCAUCAUCCAAUCCACAGCACCCGGCGACAUCAACGACGGGCUCAUGGAGCUGUUGAUCAUGAUCCACGCCUGCCGGACCGCAUCCGCGAGGCGCAUCACCGCCGUGAUUCCAAAUUUCCCAUACGCGCGACAGGACAAGAAGGAUAAGAGCCGAGCGCCCAUUAGCGCCAGGCUGAUAGCCAACAUGCUCACAACCGCUGGCUGCAACCAUGUGAUCACAAUGGAUCUGCACGCAUCGCAAAUCCAAGGCUUCUUCAACGUCCCCGUCGACAACCUGUACGCCGAGCCCUCGGUCCUGCGCUGGGUCCAGGAGAACCUCUCGAUCAAGGACUGCGUGAUCGUCUCCCCCGACGCCGGCGGCGCCAAGCGCGCGACCUCGAUGGCCGACCGGCUGGACCUGCCCUUCGCCCUCAUCCACAAGGAGCGGCCCCGGCCCAACGAGGUCGGCCGCAUGGUGCUGGUGGGCAACGUGGUGGACAAGAUCUGCAUCCUGGUCGACGACAUGGCCGACACCUGCGGCACCCUCGCCAAGGCCGCCGCCGUCGUCAAGGAGCACCAGGCCCGCGAGGUCGUCGCCAUCGUCACCCACGGCAUCCUCAGCGGGCCCGCCAUCGACAACAUCAACAAGAGCGUCCUGUCCCAGGUCGUCGUCACCAACACCGUGCCCCUCGGCGACAAGCUCGACAGGUGUCCCAAGCUCAAGGUCAUCGACGUCAGCGGCACCCUGGCCGAGUCCAUCCGCAGGACGCACAACGGUGAGAGUGUCAGUUACUUGUUCACGCAUGUCUUUUGAGUAGAGAAUUCGGCGCCUAGAGGAAAAGAGACUGGAAAAUUGGGUUGGGUCUGGGUGGUACUUCAUGAACCGAGGUUUGCAUUUCAGGAGGAACCGCUUGUUCCUCGGUCUAGAGCAGACACAGGUCGGAAUGAUAUUCAAAAAUAGAGUCCCAUAGUCCGGGAAAAGUGUACAGCUAGCUACUGGUGCACAAAGGGGGGGGGCUCUGCAGCAAGGAAGAGUAGGACCGUCCAGCGUGCUGCUGAUGGCCUGAAGGAGCUUCCCAAGACGUGGUCUCGAAGGAUGAGCAGGAGGCCAAAACAGUAGUGUACAAACUCCGUACAGCAAAACUAUUGGAGUAUCUGGCUGUUCGAAGAAGUGGCGUUGCCCGGGUGGAAAGGGUAAAUGGAAUACAGAUUCACCACGGACAAGGAGUCCAUGUCAGUAAGUAGACAUUAGCAGAGCCGCGGAUAAUUAUAUGAGGUCGAAGGCGA
This is a messenger RNA of Diaporthe batatas, 1948 nucleotides long. RefSeq lists its product as uncharacterized. The record is from RefSeq and is a predicted model, not a curated record. Gene Ontology annotation, molecular function: magnesium ion binding; ribose phosphate diphosphokinase activity. Gene Ontology annotation, cellular component: ribose phosphate diphosphokinase complex; cytoplasm. Gene Ontology annotation, biological process: purine nucleotide biosynthetic process; 5-phosphoribose 1-diphosphate biosynthetic process; ribonucleoside monophosphate biosynthetic process. The coding region runs from base 510 to 1475 and encodes 321 amino acids. The transcript has 5 exons. NCBI's taxonomy places the organism in Eukaryota, Fungi, Ascomycota, Sordariomycetes, Diaporthales, Diaporthaceae.